GUUCCUCAGUGUAAUUAUAUGCCUGUGAAGUAAAAGUACAAGUUACAAGUACAAGACAAUUUAAGAAUUACGUCAACAUUUAUAUACAUAUUUAAAUUAAUAUAAAUAUAUAUAUAUAUACAUCCAUACAUAUCUAUAAAUUAUAUAAAUAUAUUUUUAAAAAAACUCAAGAAUAAUUAACAGCCGCCUACAAAAAAUAACCCAACCUACACUGUGACAUUUUUUUCAUCAUUUUAACAUAAACUGCCUCGAAAAAAUAUAUAAAUACAUAUUUCUCAAUAUAUAUAAAUAUAUACUUGACAAUUUUAUUAUUACAGUUUAUCAGUGGUCUGUGCAAACGUAACAGUUCAGUGUCAAAUAUUUAAUUAUUUAAAAAAAAAAUUAAUAAUAUUAAUUAAUAUAUGAUCUCAUAUAUUUAUAAAACUCUUGGAAGUUUACCUCAAUGUUAUUCAAUGGAAUAUAAGUUAUAUUUAGUACAUGACGACUAACAUCACUGGGAUCACCGCAGAGUUUGCAUCAUAAAUAAUAUUUGUUUUUUAAUCAUAUAUUUAUUUGAUAGAAAAAAGUAGUUUUUUAUACAUAUAUACAUACAUAUUUAUUUAUUUAUUUAUUUAUUAAAAAUGGAAGAUAUAUUUCAAUGGUGUCGUGAAGGAAAUGCGAUGCAAGUUCGUGUAUGGCUUGAUGAUACUGAGCAUGACAUGAAUCAAGGAGAUGAUCAUGGGUUUAGUCCACUUCAUUGGUGCUGUAAAGAAGGACACUCAAAACUUGCUGAAUUACUUGUCAGCAGAGGAGCCAGAAUUAAUGCUACAAAUCGAGGCGAUGACACUCCACUACAUCUAGCAUCUGCUCAUGGACAUCGGGAUAUAGUCCAGCUGUUACUUCGUAAUAAAGCUGAUGUUAACGUAACAAAUGAACACGGUAAUACAGCAUUACAUUACGCUUGUUUUUGGGGAGAUCAUGCUGUGGCGGAGGAGCUCGUGUCCGCAGGAGCUUUAGUCUCUAUUGCCAAUAAAGAUGGAGACACUCCACUUGAUAAAGCUCGCGGUCCAUUGGCAAAACGUUUACAUGACCUUGCUGUUGAGUUUGGACAAGACUUGAAGAAGAUUCAAUUUAAGGAUCAGAGUUGGCUGGGAUUAAAGACCCGCAGUCGUGAUGCGACGCUUUCAAGACACAAAGGCAUUAAUAUGGCUGAGUUGUCACUUCACACACACUUGGCAAGUACUCCGAGCGGUGAAACUUGGCGCGGAAGAUGGCAAAAUAAUGAUAUUGUUGCUAAAAUUUUGAAUUUGCGCGAAUGCACAUCUCGUAUUUCACGGGACUUCAAUGAGGAGUUUCCGAAACUAAGAAUAUUUUCACAUCCAAAUGUCUUGCCAGUCCUUGGAUGUGUAAAUCAGCCACCUCAGCUUGUAACAGUGUCGCAGUAUAUGGCAAGAGGAAGUUUGCAUAGAUUAUUACACGGUGGUACGGGAGUUGUGCUAGAUAGUGCCCGAGCUUUACGAUUGGCACUGGAUGUUGCACGUGCAAUGGCAUUUUUACACGGACUCGAAAGACAAAAUCGAUGCCGGUUUCAUUUAAAUAGCAAACACGUCAUGAUCGACGAGGAUUUGACAGCGCGCGUCAAUAUGGCAGACUCUAAGUUUUCAUUCCAAGAAGUGGGACGUAUUUAUGAACCUGCGUGGAUGUCGCCAGAGGCUUUAAGCAAACGACCCGCUGACAUAAAUUUAGAAGCAAGCGAUAUGUGGAGUUUCGCAAUAUUACUCUGGGAACUUGCGUCGCGUGAAGUUCCGUUUGCUGAUUUAUCUCCGAUGGAAUGUGGAAUGAAGAUUGCAUUGGAAGAUCUACGAGUUGAAAUUCCUCGUGGGAUUUCUCCACAUCUGGCUAAACUUAUCCGCAUUUGUAUGAAUGAGGAUCCUGGCAAACGUCCAUCUUUUGAUAUGGUAGUACCGAUCCUCGAUAAAAUGAAACGUUAAAGGACAGCGAGAAAAAAAAUAUAUACCCUGAUAGCCAAGUUGGCGAUAAACUGGCGUCAAACUAACAGUCGCAACUAGACGCAAAUACAAGUUCGCUGCAAAAGUUGGUACUUACAAAGUUGAUAGACACUUUCUGAGAAAGCUGGUGGCAAAAGUUGGAAAUUCAAUAAGUUGACGGUCACUUUCUGAGAAAGUUGGUUGCAAAAGUUGGCAAUCCAUAACAGGCGGUGAUCACUCAAUGCUUUUGUAUGGGACUCAAUUUUGUCAGCCGACUCAGUUUUUUCAUACCAACUUAAAAGCGCUGUCUUACAAUUUUUAGAGUUUUUAUAGUUAUUUAUACUAAUUGUUGAUAUCCACAAAGUUACCAAAUCAGCGGAAUCAAUUUUGGGAAAAUUCGUUUUGUCAAAUUCACUAUUUAAACUCGGCUAACUCUGACAAAAUUGGGCAUGGUGGGGGGCAGAAGUGAUCACCGCCUGAUCCAUAAGUUGAUGGAAAGUUGCCUUCAAUUUUCUCAGAAACCUGCUUUCGAAUUGCGGCUCUUCCCUGGCGUCAACUUUCUCAGAAAGUUGGCGGUAACUUGUAGCCGAAAGUUGAAAAAGCUAGAGUUGUCGACAAGUUGGUCGCAAACUAAUGAAUACCAACUUUUUGACGAGCAACUCGUACUAUCAGGGAUAACUACUAAGAAAGUAUAAAGAGAAAAAAUAAAAUUAUAAACCGACAAUGACACUAUAUAUUUAAGAAUAGGGUUCUAUAAAUUUAUCAUCCAAAUAAUACAUUAAAGUUUGGAUAAAUGUAAUAAUAAAAGUAAUGUAUAGGACCGAUCAUUACAAAUCAUAUGUACAUUACUUUUAUUACGUCGCGCAAGAUUCAUAAAACUUUUUGAAUCUCAUUCUCUACUCCGGUGCUGCCAACUUACAAUACAAAGAAAAAACUUUAUGAAAGUAAGAGUAUUAUAUACUUACUAAUAUAUUUUUUAUAUUACAAUAUUAUAAUCAUUAAAGUUUAUGAUACUGAAGUUAGCGGACGUCUAAUAGUUUUUUUAUUUUUUUCAAAAUGAUGAAAUAUAAAAUAAAAAUGUUUUUAAAAUUUUCACCUAUGGGUAUAUUCAGAAAUUCUCUCUGGAAGAGAGAUGCAAAUUUUGCGGUCCCGAAUAUUAUCAUGAUGCUGAAAGUAGCCGAUAUCUGACAACUUUGAUUGUUGAGGGGCACUACUAGUGUGAAAUUUUGGAAAAAUAGAUUUUCAUUUUGCAUAUUUCGAUAGUCCAUAGCUUCAAAAAUAACAUACUAAAAUUUCUAGUGCUUAUCUCAAAUGGUUUUUGAGUUACAACCGUCUAAAGAGCAGCCGCUCAUCGGUUCUCAAAACUAAAUUUUCCAGAUUUGCUGCAGUAAUAACUCGACAAAUUAUUCGAUCCAUUUAAUGCCAACCGCAGUUUCUUCUAUGUAUGUUUCUCCAUACCAUGAACCUCCAGUUUUCCAAUCGAAUAGAAAAUGUAAUUUUAGCAGAUCAAAAAUCAUUAAAAUUUCGCGCGAAAUUUGAAACUUUUUUUUUAAAUGCCAUAGUGUUAAAUUUCAAACUUUUCUUCGAUCGAGGGUCAUAUUACGGACAAUACCUUCUAGUUUAAUAAACUUUUUGGUUUAUUUUUUUUUUAUUCCCUGCACUGCGAAAGUCGCUAUUACUGCAGCAGUGGGGGACUUUUUUUUUAAUAUUGGGAGAUUGCGAAUAACUCUCUGAAUUUUCAAUUUUUCGGUCCAAAAAUUUUAUCACAUAUUUAUUAUAUACCCACAAAUAUAUCCUUAAAACAUUAAAACAUUCCAUGCAGUAGUUUUUUUUUUAAUUUCCAAAAAUCACUUUUUUCCAGGCGGUCACACUAGCCCCUUAGUUACAAAGUUAAUUGUCAUCAGAAAAAUUAAAAAAAAACAUACACAAGAAAAUUUUUGAAAAUUCUUCCCGUGCAUUUCUAAAAAUUUUUCCCGCCAGUAUUUAUUUUGUCUAUUUAUUUAAAACAAAUAAAUUCUUUCAACGAAUACUACUCUCAGCUUCAUAUAUUAUCUGGUUGGACCAGAGAAACAAUUCGCUUGCCAUAAUGCGUUCGUAAACUCUGCGGAGGUAAAUGCAGUAUCUGUUAUUCUUUCGUUCCUCUACCUUUAAUUAAACCACGUGACUUCCAUUUACUAA
Microplitis mediator is the source of this 4145-nucleotide messenger RNA. It is a transcript of the gene Ilk, whose product is annotated as integrin-linked protein kinase-like. Gene Ontology annotation, cellular component: stress fiber; focal adhesion. Gene Ontology annotation, biological process: substrate adhesion-dependent cell spreading; protein phosphorylation; cell-matrix adhesion. The record is from RefSeq and is a predicted model, not a curated record. Gene Ontology annotation, molecular function: protein kinase activity; ATP binding; protein binding. The coding region runs from base 621 to 1970 and encodes 449 amino acids. Lineage: Eukaryota; Metazoa; Arthropoda; Insecta; Hymenoptera; Braconidae. The transcript is spliced from 7 exons.